Messenger RNA from Spinacia oleracea (spinach), 1823 nucleotides. RefSeq names its product mitochondrial adenine nucleotide transporter ADNT1. The coding region runs from base 307 to 1374 and encodes 355 amino acids. Lineage: Eukaryota; Viridiplantae; Streptophyta; Magnoliopsida; Caryophyllales; Amaranthaceae. The record is from RefSeq and is a predicted model, not a curated record. Gene Ontology annotation, biological process: transmembrane transport. The transcript is spliced from 8 exons.
ACAGUCGUACCCUAGCAAAAGCUUACAUUUUUAUCGGGGAUUUACUUGCGCCGGAACGCGGCAACCGUGAAAUUCACCACCAUCAUUAUUUUUCGGUCUCUAUUGCCCGCUUUCUUCAUUUCUUCUCUCACAAAACCAUAAACCCUUGUUUACCCUUUUUCUGCCAUCUUUCUCUCUCUCCCCCUCCGCCCCCAUUUCCACCCGAUAAAACCGCAUGCUCGAUUCUCCCGCCGCCUGAAAGUAUCCGUGAUUGUCGUUUCCUAGGGUUUAUUCUUCUUCGAUUUGUGCGUUUUAGAGAGAGAAGAAAUGGCGUCGGAAGAUGUGAAGCAGCGAGGCGAGGCGGCGGCGGUUACGACGAUCGUGAAUUUGGCGGAAGAAGCGAAAGCUGCGACUGAAGGCGUUAAAUCUCCUAAAAAUGCUCUUCUUAGCAUUUCUAAAUCACUCGCUGCCGGAGGUAUCGCCGGUGGAUUGUCACGAACAGCAGUUGCUCCUCUAGAACGGUUGAAAAUUUUGCUGCAGGUUCAGAAUCCUCACAGCAUAAAAUACAAUGGAACAAUUCAGGGUUUGAAAUAUAUAUGGCAGACUGAAGGAUUUCGCGGGCUGUUCAAAGGCAACGGCACUAACUGUGCUCGUAUAGUUCCAAAUUCAGCAGUGAAAUUCUUUAGUUAUGAGCAGGCAUCCAAGGGAAUUCUGUGGCUUUAUCAGCAGCAAACUGGAAAUGAGAAUGCUGAACUGACUCCUGUUUUACGUCUUGGAGCUGGAGCAUGUGCUGGAAUUAUUGCCAUGUCAGCAACGUACCCAAUGGAUAUGGUACGAGGCCGGCUGACUGUUCAGACCGCUCAAUCUCCUCAACAGUAUAGAGGAAUAUAUCACGCUCUAACAACUGUUCUCCGAGAAGAGGGUGCCCGGGCCUUGUACAAAGGGUGGCUCCCUUCUGUGAUUGGUGUGGUACCUUAUGUGGGUCUCAAUUUUGCUGUAUAUGAAUCACUGAAAGACUGGUUGAUCAAAGAAAAAGCAUUUGGGCUUGUUCAGGACAAUGAGUUGAGUGUAACAACAAGGCUUGGAUGCGGUGCUGUUGCUGGGACUAUUGGCCAGACUGUUGCUUACCCUCUUGAUGUUGUACGCCGAAGAAUGCAGAUGGUCGGCUGGAAAGAUGCAUCUACUGUUAUUACUGGCGAUGGGCAAAAGAUUGCACUUGAGUAUACAGGUAUGAUUGAUGCCUUCAGGAAGACAGUUCGAUAUGAGGGUUUUAGGGCUUUGUACAAGGGCUUGGUACCAAAUUCUGUGAAGGUGGUUCCAUCCAUUUCAAUUGCAUUUGUCACAUACGAAGUUGUGAAAGAUUUACUUGGGGUGGAGAUGAGAAUAUCAGAUUGAAGCGGAAGGGUAUUUUUUCAGUUUUUGCUAGAGUGCAAACAGUAAAAGGUAAAUUCAUGAGGGAAUAUUCUUUUGCGGUUGACGAUUAUUUUCGAAAGCCGUAUCUAUGGCUACAAACAGAAGUGCUGUUACUUGCCGUCAUGUGAUCAUCUAAAUUCCCCAUUUGAUUUUGCCAUUUUAAUUUAUUUGGUAUUCAAUAAAGAAUAGCCUGUAUUAUCCUAGAUUUCCUAGGAGAUUGAUGAUACCUUAACCCUUAUAUCAAUAAUUUUAUAGAUGGUUUUAUCUCACCGGUGUUUAUCUUCAAUGUCGUUGGCCGUAAUAUUUGUUUUUGCUGAAUCAGCUCACAUAAUGGUGUAAAAUGGCAUUACGUGAUGUCUUCUGUAUGCGAAACUGAAUUUAGCACCUGUAAAUUACUGAUCUAUGAGUUGCAUGAUAGUCAUUUUGAUGUA